Messenger RNA from Dovyalis caffra, 1542 nucleotides. The record is from the annotation of a GenBank genome assembly. NCBI's taxonomy places the organism in Eukaryota, Viridiplantae, Streptophyta, Magnoliopsida, Malpighiales, Salicaceae.
AUGACCACUCUCAAGUCUCAACUAUGUACAUAUGGUGACAGACUGUCAACAUCUGCACCCCACAGCCACAGAAAUUUGGCAUUGCAAAACCUGCUUCGUCCGCUACCUAACCAUUUCAAGCUCCGCGUGCUGGAUAACGUUCUAGUGUUUGGAUUACUUGUUAGGCAGUCAACAGAGCCUCGGAGGACGAACUCGGUUGAGUCCAAUUCUGAUAACAUGAAUUUGGGUUUGAGGAUGGCAUCGCAACCUGAUGAAGCCUCAAUUCAUUCAAUUACCUUGUUUGUCGUACUCCUUUGUGCUUGCAUUCUGAUUGGUCAUCUGCUCGAGAAGAAUCGAUGGUUGAAUGAGUCCAUCACUGCCCUUACCAUUAUUACGUUCACUUCCCUCAUUUUAGGUUUGGGAGCGAUCUUUUCGGCCACAGAUUCUGUUUGCACCUUGCAGGUGCUCAAUCAAGAAGAGACACCUUUACUGUACAGUCUAGUCUUUGGGGAAGGAGUGGUAAAUGAUGCCACAUCUGUUGUCCUUUUCAAUGCAAUCCUGCGGUUUGACCUCUCUCACAUCUCCUCGAGCAGCGCCUUACAGUUGCUUGGCAAUUUCUUAUAUUUGUUUGCCACAAGCACAUUGCUUGGGAUAACAGUUGGAUUAGCAAGUGCUUAUAUCAUAAAGAAGUUGUACUUUGGCAGGCACUCUACUGAUCGUGAAGUUGCUCUUAUGAUUCUUAUGGCCUAUCUUUCAUAUGUUAUGGCUGAAUUGUUCAAUUUAAGUGGCAUUCUCACUGUCUUCUUUUGCGGUAUCUUGAUGUCACACUACACCUGGCAUAACGUGACUGAAAGUUCAAGAGUCACUACCAAACAUGCUUUUGCAACAAUGUCAUUUAUCUCAGAAAUUUUCAUCUUCCUAUACGUUGGUAUGGAUGCCUUGGACAUUGAGAAGUGGAAAUUUGUGAGGAAGAGUCCUGGGAAGUCGAUUGGUGUGAGUUCAAUACUUCUUGGGCUAGUUCUGCUUGGAAGAGCAGCUUCCAUAUUUCCGUUAUCAUUCAUAUCCAAUUUGACAAAGAAGUCAAAGAGUGACAAAAUUGGGUUAAAGCAGCAGAUUGUCAUAUGGUGGGCUGGGCUUAUGCGAGGAGCUGUAUCUAUGGCACUUGCUUAUAAUCAGUUCACUAGGUCAGGGCAUACACAACUACAAGGAAAUGCUGUCAUGAUUACCAGCACCAUAACAGUCGUUCUCUUCAGUACUGUGGUAUUUGGAUUAUUGACCAAGCCUCUUAUAAGGGUCUUGUUGCCAAGUAAACAUUCAUCAGACUCGACAAAUCUAAAGCCUCUCGAUCUACCUCUUCUUGCCAGUGGACAAGAUUCAGAAUCUGACAUGGGUGGUGAUCAUAUUCCCCGUCCAAUGAGUCUACGUGCGCUCCUGACCACCCCAAGUCAUACUGUCCAUAACUACUGGCGGAAAUUCGAUGAUGCCAUCAUGCGUCCUGUAUUUGGUGGAAGGGGAUUUACAGCACAUGUCCAUGGCUCACCGACGGAAGGGAUUAUCCAUUGA